Molecule: messenger RNA, 420 nt
Organism: Plasmodium gallinaceum
Lineage: Eukaryota; Apicomplexa; Aconoidasida; Haemosporida; Plasmodiidae
Product: conserved Plasmodium protein, unknown function
Exons: 1
Coding region: 1-420 (139 amino acids)
Source: RefSeq, a predicted model, not a curated record
AUGAAAAGUAAAAAAGUAAAUAAAUUAGGUGGUGAAAAUUUUGAAAGAGGUAAAACAUGUAGAAAAAAUAAAAUUUUAGUAAAUCCCCAUAAAAAUAAUAGGGAAAUAAAAGAAAAAACUGUAAAUGAGGAAAUUCAUCAUUUAAGUGAUUACUUAAAAGAUGAAGCAAAUGAAAAAUCAAAUGAAAAUAUAUAUAAUGAAUUAAAUAAAAAUAUAUAUGAUGAAUCAAAUGAAAAUGUAUUUGAAGAAUUGAAUGAUAAUUUAAGUAAUUUUGUAUUUAAAAAGAAGAUAUAUGAAAAGAAUAUAGCACAAAUAGAAAAAAAAAUUCAAACAAAUAAAUUAAACAAACUUAUAGAAACUAAAGAAAUUAUUUUAGACAUGCUUACUAUAAUUAAAAAUAGAAAAUUAAAUUUAUCUUAG